GGUGAGCAACCUUGACAUUCCCUAGAAGGCUGGGCAAUCUCCCUGGCUCCCUGGAAUCCUCCACAGAACUUGUGUCCCUGGAAGCAUGCACCCCAGGGGGGAGCAGGGUGGGGAGGGGAUCUAGGAAAGACCACUGCUUGAGGGACAGAGCACAAAGUCCCUGAUGGAGUAGAUGGGAGGAUGGAUGGCAAAAGAAGCCCCAGCCGGAUGCUUAGGUUUCUGGGAGGACACCCUGGCUGAGUGCAGGUGGAGAGAGGAGAAAGCAGCUUCACUGAACGGCCACCCUGGGGACCGCGUGAAUCUCUCCUGCAUAGGGGUCUCGCAACCCACCCGUUGGGUCUGGGCACCUAGAUUCCCAGCCUGCAAAGGCCUGUCCAAAGGACGCCGCCCGAUCCUGUGGGCCUCACCGAGUGGGACCCCCACCGUGUCUCCCGCCCAGCCCUUUGCUGGCCGCAUAAAUGCCCUGGACCUUGGUAUCCGGCGACUGGAGCUGCUCUUGAGCGCGGGGGACUCGGGCACCUUUAUCUGCAAGGGUCGCCAAGACGAGGAGAGCCGUACGGAGCUUCAUGUGCUGGGAGACCGGGCCUACUGCAAAGCUCUGGGGUCGUCGUAUUCCCAGAUUCUGAUCCCGCUGCUGGGCACUGGGCUGGUGCUGGGCCUCGGAGUAGUGGGCUGGGCCUGCUGGCGGCGCAGGCGCUCGCCCCCUCAUCCGCCUCGACCAACCCCCAGAUUUGGUGAGACUAACUCCCCCGCACUUUUCCUUAUCCGCACAUUCCCCACCCAGUGUCUGAGUCUGAGCCCUUGCCGGGAGCAGACAAGUUGGUCACCUUCUCUCAAUCCUUCAGCUCUGUCCCCCCCACAUAGUUUCACUCGUGAAAGCCGAGCCCCAGAGGCCAGAAGAGGAGGAAGAGCCCAAGAUGUCAGGGGACCUGGAUCAGGAGCCGAGCCUGCUCUACGCAGACCUGGAUCAUAUGGCCCUCAGAAGGUCCAACCGACUGUCCCCAGUGGUCCCUGCUGAUGCCUCCACCAUCUAUGCUGUUGUAGUUUGAAGGGAAGCCUUUACAGCAAACCUCACAAGCUGGGGGCUCCCAGAUCUCCAUUACACCCUUCCCCUUCUUGGCCCUUCACCUGACAAAGGCAGGCACCAUGGGAUAGAAAUGAGCACUAGACUGGGAGUUGAGAGACCUAGGUUCCAGGCUAUCUCUGCUGCUGAUCUUGGUCCUUCCUUACCCCUGUCUCUCACACCUGUUUCCCCACCUUAAGACACCAGCAACUCCUAGAUCGUUGCCCUAUCUCUUCACUUCUCUUGACAGUCAAGCUCUUUGAACCAAGGGCCUACACCUGUCUCUUCCAUUUUUUCCUUGCUCCUACUACUCACCUGUCUCCAUGAGAUUGCCAGUGAGGUAUUAAUAGCCACACCCACUAGAUGUUUUGUUAGCAUUCAUCUGGCUUGACCUUUGAUUGCUCUCUUAUUUAAGCUCUGUUUUUCUUUAAUGUCGGUGUCUUCCUCCUGGACUCCCUUUCCUUCCUCCCUAUUCCCACAGUAUUCCCCACCAUUCCAGGUUUGUCUUUUUAAUAUCUGCUUUUCUCCCUCUUCUAGGAUGGUGUCAUCCACAGCCAGUCCUCAGCCUUUACUUUAACUGCAAACAACACCCAGAAUUCCCUCCAGUUCCCAUCUCUGAUAUGAGAAUUCCAAACUGUCCCUCAGACAUCCCUGCCUGGCUGACCCUAGGUAUUUUGCACACAGCAGGUCCAAAAGCCAACGCACUGUCAUUUCCCAAGCCACUUAUUUAAACCUUCCUCCAUGCAUCUUCUCUUGAUCAACCCUGUUGCCCAAGCCAGAAAGUGGGAGUCAUGUAACCUCCUUCCUCUCACUCCCACAUGAUAAACCAAGUCCUGUCUAUUUUAAUGUCGUCAUCAAAUCCACACCCUUUGCAUGCCCAGCACUGCCACCUGAGUGUACUCGCUUCAGUUCCUCCCUGGAUUUCCCACAGGCUCAUCUCAUUCUCCUGUCCUUGUGCUCCUCACUGAAACCAGAAUCUCCCUGAAUGCUAACCUCCUGACCGCCUACAUUUCAGCAGUAUUUCAGUUCUGGCCCUCAGCCUUGGUUUCAAGGUGUUACAGUAUUCUACUUACUCUCCAGGCUUAUCUCUGUCACUCGAUGCCUAGAACAUGAAGCCUUUGAGAAAUUCUCCCCAGCCCACAAAUAUGCCUGUGCCCACUGCAGUUCCUUCUUCCUGGGUUGCCCUUUGUCUCCUUCUCACCAUGUGCCUGGCUAAUUCUUAUUUAUCCUCAGGACUCAGUUCAAAUGUAAUCUUUUCUGGGAAGUUAUUCUGACCCUCUUAGCCCACUCCUGCAUAUACUUUGAUGCCCUCUGGAGCCCCUUAUUUCUCUCAUAGCAACAGCCUCCUGUGAAUUGUUCCAUUACAACCUGUAUUUCAAUUUAUAAGAAAUUUUCAUGUACUGUGAGUUCCCUGAUAUCAGGAGACUGACCCUUUUUCUCUCACUGCUAAGCCUCGGUAAAUGAAUG
Odocoileus virginianus texanus is the source of this 2530-nucleotide messenger RNA. Lineage: Eukaryota; Metazoa; Chordata; Mammalia; Artiodactyla; Cervidae. The record is from RefSeq and is a predicted model, not a curated record.